AAAGCCUUCAUAGUUAAGUGAAGAAUUUGAUGAGAUAGAAGCCGCCUAACUUCACACUCAUUUGAUUUUUCCAAUUUUGGUUUUCAGAAUUCAGAAUUCAGAAUUCAGAGAGAGAGAUGUGGCCUGCGAUUAUUUGUGGCUUGAUUCUUUACAAAUUAUUCAAAUGCUUCUUUUACGACGACGACGUUUUGGACAUUGAAGCUUCUGAUUCUUCUGUUCUUUUCUCCCUCUCUAAUAGGCUUGAAAAGCUUUUUGGUGGAAAGGUUUUUGUUGGUCUUCGAAUUCCUGAUGCUGAUUCUGCUUCACCACAAACCAUUGAUCUCGUUCUUCUCACUAAAAGAGAGCUAUUAGUGAUAUCCGUGAAGAACUUCUCAGGAAUUUUGACAGUUCAAGGUGAUGGUACUUGGGUCUCUGAAAAGCCAGGCAAACAUAGUAAAGCUGAGCGUCACCCUGAUCCAGUCGAAGAAGUAAGAAAACAAGCUUCUAUCCUUGAAGCCUAUCUUGAACAAAGAGGGGUUGUUCUACCUAAAGGAUUUCUAUCUUGUAAAGUUAUACUUCCAAAUCCUAAAUUAUGUACCAUUCCUGCUAGUGAUUUUCCAUCUGAAGUUAUUACUCAUGAACAAUUGGUGCAACUGAAGCCGGGAACAAAGAACGUGUUGUCUAGUUGGGUAAAGAGCGCCUUUGUUGGCAGUGGGAAGGACAUGCAAGAAUCUGGUAAUCAGAAUCUUGAAUUUGUCCUUAGCACAGCUCCAAUAUGGGAUAGGUUGGAACUGAAAGGCAACAAGUACGUAUUGGGUGAGUUCCUUGAGUUUAAGGGCAAAAAGGAAGAUGUUGAGGCAUUAAGACAUAUCAGAAGAUCAAAAGUUGGUCGCAUGAUAAUACAAAAGACAAGCAUGUUUGGACUAGCUCCUUCUACACUUCAAGUUUUAUACACUUUGCGUGACUAUAGAGCCGAGGGAGCAUCAGCACUAGAGUGGAACGAAGUAACUGUAAGAUCAAGUACUGAGAUCAUCUUUCAGGUUGAAAAUGCUUCCAAGAUCAGAAAGUUUAAGCUCUCUUCAGUGUGCUCUAUGCAUCUUAGUGCAUAAAGUUAUGCAACUGAAAUGUCAAUAAAAGUAGAUUGUCUGUUUAUUCGACGUACAAAAUACUAUGUUGUGCUUGUAUGUAUUAUAUGGCUUAUAUACAUGUCAGAUAUAGUUGACAGUUCUAUUUUAUUCAAAUGAUAUCAUACUAUAAUAGCAAUGAGAAAUUCAGCUUCUCAAGAAA
Molecule: messenger RNA, 1266 nt
Organism: Trifolium pratense (red clover)
Lineage: Eukaryota; Viridiplantae; Streptophyta; Magnoliopsida; Fabales; Fabaceae
Exons: 7
Coding region: 117-1088 (323 amino acids)
Source: RefSeq, a predicted model, not a curated record